This is a messenger RNA of Arabidopsis lyrata subsp. lyrata, 512 nucleotides long. RefSeq names its product defensin-like protein 1. The coding region runs from base 85 to 321 and encodes 78 amino acids. NCBI's taxonomy places the organism in Eukaryota, Viridiplantae, Streptophyta, Magnoliopsida, Brassicales, Brassicaceae. The transcript is spliced from 2 exons. The record is from RefSeq and is a predicted model, not a curated record. Gene Ontology annotation, biological process: defense response.
UUACCAUCAUUUCACUAUAAAUAGAGGUUGAUACUAAGCUUAUUUCCUCACACCUAAUACGUUGAAAACGAAGUUGUAAUAGUCAUGGCUAAGUUUGCUUCAAUCAUCUUCCUUUUUUUCGCUGCUCUGGUUGUCUUUGCUUCUCUCGAAGCACCAAUGGUGGAAGCAAAGUUAUGUGAGAGGUCAAGUGGGACAUGGUCAGGAGUUUGUGGAAACAAUAAUGCAUGCAAGAAUCAGUGUAUUAAUCUUGAGGGGGCACGACAUGGAUCUUGCAACUAUCGCUUCCCAUAUCACAGAUGUAUUUGUUACUUCGACUGUUAAUCUAAGAGAACUCUUUGGUGGUAAACUGUGUGUGUGUGGUUUACAUAAAAUAAUUGUCUGUGUCACUAUAUGAGUGACUUUAUGACAUGUGUGUUUAUGUUUUAAUGUUUGGUUUGGUUAUAGUAUAACCUUUUAUGUACGAAAGAAAAUUAAAUAAGACUGUGUCACACUAUAAGUGACUUUAUGACAUU